AUGAACGACAUUGACACUCUUUGCUCCGUCAACUUCUUCGAAUCCAACAUCAAAGCCAUCGUCUGCAUCCGCAGUGGCACCGACACGCAGCUCACGACUUCUUCUACAUCGUAUCUGUCGGGCAACAAGGAUCACCUGUGCUGCAAGGCGGAUAACAUCUGCAUGCUUUCUAACACCACCGUUCCGGAGGUUGCCUGUUAUGAUCCUACUGAAAAGACGGCCAAUACUUUUUUCGACAGUGGUCCCUGCAAGCUCUCUAGCUCUGGUGACGGUUGCGCGUGGACUGGUAUAAACCGCGGGGUUAGCUUCUCUACGGAUGGCGUGACGAAGAUUACGAGUGUUGAGGAUGGUAAGGGUGUGACCGACAGCGGAAGCGGAAGCGGAAGCGGGAACGGGAGGGGAGAAUCUUCAUCUGCCAGUGUUGUAUCAGGCAGCUACAUUGGCAUCCUCGCCAUAGGUGCGUUGAUACUGUUCUAG
This is a messenger RNA of Ilyonectria robusta, 477 nucleotides long. RefSeq lists its product as uncharacterized. The record is from RefSeq and is a predicted model, not a curated record. Lineage: Eukaryota; Fungi; Ascomycota; Sordariomycetes; Hypocreales; Nectriaceae. The transcript has 2 exons. The coding region runs from base 1 to 477 and encodes 158 amino acids.